Alosa sapidissima (American shad) is the source of this 2672-nucleotide messenger RNA. Its product is annotated as peroxidasin homolog. The coding region runs from base 351 to 1328 and encodes 325 amino acids. The transcript has 5 exons. Gene Ontology annotation, biological process: cell adhesion. Lineage: Eukaryota; Metazoa; Chordata; Actinopteri; Clupeiformes; Clupeidae. The record is from RefSeq and is a predicted model, not a curated record. Gene Ontology annotation, molecular function: integrin binding.
UGAUUCGUCCAAAGGUUGUCCCUGCUGUAUGAGUGACUAACAUAUCUUCAAUUCAUUUCGGCUACUGAACAUCGACUGAGAAAUGCAAUUAGUUCUGCCAAACAACCGGUGCUAUAAUUUAGUCUACUCUACAUGAAGACGGUCCACAAUCAGAUUGGUAAAGUUACCGUAGGCUGGUGGAGUUGUAAUUUACAGUGGUCAGUGCUGUGGAUAUAACGUACUGUACUGGAACCGAUGACCUAGACUUGUUAAAUUGUAUUUUAAGAUUUUUGCUACCAAAGGCUGCUAAGUAGGCUAGCCUACUCUUAUAAAUCUAACGACCGAAAACUGCGGAAGAAAUCAUCUCAACGAUGACUCGACUAUACUGUGGACUGCUGUUUUACCUGGUGUUGCUUGGUUUUUCAGGUGGCUGUCAAGUUGCAAUCAGUCCCUCUUCUCUGGUGGUGAGGUAUGGAGGUCCUGCUUCGUCCACCUGUCGUUCACUCGUACCCAUCGACGGCAUGGGCUGGGAGUCCCCUGUGGGGGCUGUGGGUAUGGAGGGGGGAGUCACGGAGCUCAACUGGACGGUGAAGGAGCUGAGAGAGUGGACAGUGACUCCACAAUGCUUCAUUAACAAAAAGGAUGGUGAACAGUGCAUGAAAGAACUUUCUGUUCUGGCUUUCAAAAUGCCAGACAGUGUGGCCCUAGUGGAAGAUGAUUCUGGGCCCAAGUAUGUAAACAAGUCGUACAGCUUUGCUUGCCACAUAAAAAAUGUUGCUCCUGUCAAGAACUUGACUGUGAAGUGGUUUAAAGGAGAGAAGCUGUUGAAAGUAACGACUCUGCAUGAAGAUCACGAGGGUCAAGAAGGUCCACAGAACAGGACUGUUAAAAUAGAAAGUGUCUUCUCUCCACCUGAUGAUGGAUCAGAAUAUCGUUGUGAAGCUGGACUGGAUUUUACACCUGAUCUUCCUAUUCAGUCACAGUCGGUCCUCAUGGCUGUCCACUAUCCCCCAGAUCACGAUCAUUCAGAGAUUGAGGUCUUAGUCCUGGAGGGUGACACCAAAUUGAACUGCACAGUCAAUGGCAACCCCCCUCCUGAUUAUGCCUGGACAUUGUCGGGAGCACAAGAGAAGAUAGAGAACAAGCCUGUCCUUGCUGUUAAACAAGCUGGGGACUAUAUAUGCACAGCCUCCAACAAGCUUGGUAGUAGCAACAAGCAUUUCAAAGUACAGUCCAGAUCUUCAGGUACAUUCUGGACCAUUAUCAUUGUUGGUGUUGUCGUGGCUGUGCUGCUAAUAGUGUCAUAUGGAGUAUGGAAGUGGAAAGCUGGUCCCAAUUCGAUUAUCUGAUCAACAAGCAGUGCAUCAGAUGCCCAGAGAACAUGAACAAUUCCCCCACCACCACAAGCAAUGCAUGCACUAUUUUAUAUAUUUACUUUUUUGCCUUUAAUAUUAUGUAUAGUUUAUAUGCUUUAGAUCCCUCUGUGUUUUUGGAAGUCUUGCAUGUGAGGGACUGUGGUAUGGGGACUACAAUGGCCAGGGUGAAGGGCACUGACGCUUGGGGAUGAGGACGGUAAAGGUUUGGACCACAGCAUUGUACAAGGAAGACUGGGCCUCUACCUGCAGCAGUGCACAAUGCAAACCGAGCCUGUAUCAGCAGCUGUUUGUGUUUUGUUAUGCUUUUUUUAUUUCUUUAAAAAUGCUAUUAAUGCACUGAGUUAUCUUUUGCUACUCUUUGUCUUUGUAACUUUUUAGCUUAUAGGAAGUAUUGUGUGGUUGAUUGUGUGUUCAGAGCCUCAUGUCAGUCGAUGUGAUUCAAAUUAUCGGUGAAAUGUUAUUUUAUCAUUUCAAACACCUCCAAAUAUGCUGUACAGAAUAGUUGUAUUAACAGUAGACACUGUGCCUUGUCCUUUUCAGCAUUUAACUAAAGUACGUGCUAAUGGCCUUAAAUUAUAUACUGUUACUACUGUUUCUAAAAUGUAUCCUAUCCAAAGUAACUCACUCUUACUCAAAUGCCUUGUUAGACAUGUGUUUGAGCAGCCAUCUUAGCUUUUCACAUUUGCAUUGUAUUUUAUUUAGUGACCCUCAGGUGUUGAGUAUGUUAACCACUGUGCCAUAGCCGCUUAAUUUAGUUUUAAUCCAUUUUGAUUUUAUUGACUCAUAGCCACAAAACCUCUUGUCAGGCAAUUGAUAGAUGGUCACUAGUCUGAUUGGAAAUCAUUUUGCUCAUAAUGGCGACACUGACUGUUGCUGGGGAUUUAGAAUUAGAUUGUUUCAAGGAAUGUGACUUGAUUGUUUUCUGGCCGAAGAUAUGUACAGUGAAACAGUAUCUUUCAGUUAGAUUUAACAGAGUUGUGUAUAUUUGUUAUACUCAGGGAAGUGCACUAUAAGCCAUACCAGACAAUUGUAUAGACAAUUGGUCAAUACAUUUGUCAGCAGGACUAUAAUGUAUAAUGUGAUUUAUGACUUCCAAAAGCUUUAAUCUUCAUGCUGACUUCUGACCACUUUGUAAUGCCAGAGACACUUUUUUGGCAGUCUAACCACUUUCACUUUUCAGAUUCUCAGUGGCUUUUGUUAAGUGCUCUCAUUGUUUGUUUUGUGUGCCAAAGUUCUUGGCCUUAAGGAGAAAUGAGUUCAUCAACAUCUCUCUGCCUUGAGACCGUGUUGUUAAUACAUUUUAUCGUUUUGAAUUCC